Molecule: messenger RNA, 2562 nt
Organism: Ziziphus jujuba (common jujube)
Lineage: Eukaryota; Viridiplantae; Streptophyta; Magnoliopsida; Rosales; Rhamnaceae
Exons: 10
Coding region: 628-1989 (453 amino acids)
Molecular function (GO): calcium ion binding; 3'-5'-RNA exonuclease activity
Source: RefSeq, a predicted model, not a curated record
UAUAUAUAUAUAUAUUGUGUUUAUGUGCAAGCAGAUGUAGCAGAAGAAGAGGUUGGAAAAAAAAAAAGGAAAGACAAGAAAAAUGAGGUUGUCCUUUCAUUGCAUACAAGGUGGUGGUUGUGGGGGUGGUAUUGGGUUUGGCGUUGGUAUUGGUAUUGGUGGUGUUUCUUCUUCUUCACCUUCUUCUCCUCCUUCUUCUUCUUUUUCCUUUUAGAUUUUCGAGGUGAACAAAUUCUCACCACCACUACCGGUAUUUCUGUUAAAACCUUCCCUCUUUCCAACUGCACCCCCAGAUUUUCACGUUAUUGUUCUUGUUUUUCCAACCAGUUAUAUAGAUAAAUAUAUACAUACAUUUAUAUACUCCAUUACCCAUUUGAAUUUAAUCUCUCUCUCUCUCUCUCAUCAAAUCAAUCAAAUCAAAGCAAACCAAUUUGUCCUUCAAUAAAGCAAGUCUCUUGUUUUUUUCUCUUUUAUCUGUUCCCUGUUCCAUUUCUUACUGCUUAAUCAUUGGUUUUCAGGGCCAAUUGUUUUUGCAUCUAAAAAGAUAGUCCUUUUUUAUUAUUUUUCUAUUUUAUUUUUUGUUUUAUUGGUAUAAAUAUAGGAAUUUGGUGGGGUGAGUGGUGAGGAAUGAGAAAGGAAAGGAGGACAACAAAGAUGAAGGGAAGUAGAAUAUCAAGGAUUGGGAGCUAUGCAAUUUCAUCUUCCAUUAGAGACCACCAUCAACAGCCUUGCAUAACGUGUACCACCUUCAACAUCCUUGCCCCUAUCUACAAGCGCAUCAACCUUGAGGAUCCAAGUUGUCGUGAAAGCGAUUAUAGAGCUUAUUGGCUGACCAGGAACCAAAGGAUAUUGGAUUGGUUGUUGUAUGAAAGAUCUUCCAUCAUUUGCCUUCAGGAAUUCUGGGUUGGAAAUGAAGAGCUUGUCAAUAUAUAUGAGAAGAGACUUAAAGAUGGUGGUUAUAGCAGCUUCAAGCUUGCACGAACCAACAACCGCGGUGAUGGUUUACUGACCGCAGUUCGUAAUGACCACUUUAGAGUUCUUCACUACAGAGAGUUGCUUUUCAAUGACUGCGGAGAUCGUGUAGCUCAGUUGUUACAUGUGGAAUUAGCUACCCCAAUUUCUCAAUUUCGAAACAAAGAUAUUCAGCAGGAGAUUCUCAUUGUAAACACACACUUGUUAUUUCCGCACGAUUCCACUUUGUGUCUAGUAAGGUUGCAUCAGGUCUACAAAAUCCUGCAACAUGUAGAGUCGUAUCAAAAGGAAAACAAAUUAAAUCCAAUGCCUAUCAUACUCUGCGGUGACUGGAAUGGAAGCAAACGCGGACAUGUUUAUAAGUUCCUUAGGUCGCAGGGGUUUGUCUCAUCCUAUGAUACAGCUCAUCAAUAUACUGAUGCAGAUGCACAUAAGUGGGUUAGUCACCGUAACCAUCGGGGGAACAUAUGUGGUGUUGAUUUUAUAUGGCUUCUUAAUCCUAAUAGAUAUCGGAAACUACUAAAAACAAGUUGGAGUGAAACAGUAUUUUCUAUGUUCAAGUGUCUACUACGCAGAGCCUCACUGACAGAAGAAUCAGCAUUUGCCUUUCUCAAGGCUGAUAGCCAUGGUGAUUACAUUACCUACUCAGGUUUCUGUGGAGCACUUCGACAGCUUAAUUUGAUUGGCCAUCACCAUGGACUUAGUGCCGAAGAGACAAAGGACUUGUGGGUUCAAGCAGAUAUAGAUGGCAAUAAUGUACUUGACUAUAAAGAAUUUCAGCGAAUUUGGAAUCCUACAGGAUCAGAGCAACGAGACGAGUAUGGCAAUGAGGUUCGAAAUGGUGAUUCAAAGAGUAGUCAGCAACAAACAAUUGGUUUUAGCGUUAAAAAUGCGGUUCUCUUCCCUCCAGAAGUGGAGAAAGGAAGGUGGCCUGAUGAUUACUCUCUUUCAGACCAUGCACGACUCACUGUGGUUUUCUCACCGAUCAGAAUGCCAUGUUCUCAACUAAUACCUUGACCAGCUUUUGGUUUAGGUAUAAGAGUUCAACAUAAAGAACCAGAGAGAUUGAUUGGAGGAAGAUUGAGGGAUAUACAGAUUGGUUUUCUGUGUCAAAUAAAUGCUCUUUGGCAGAGAGAUAUCUAAGUUUUCCCACAUGAUAUCUUUUAUACCAUCCAAAAAAUAAUGUCAAUGCCCUGCACUGCAGAAGGCCAAUUAUACCAAAAGGUAAAUGCUCUUGUAGUGAAAACGCCCAUAUCUGUGCCAACAAGUGGAAUACCAUUCGUUCCACAAUGCAUAGUGUACGGUUGUGCCUCCCACCAUGUUUGUUCAUUGAGGAGAAAAGAAAAAAAUGGUAAAAGAAGGUGAUAUAUUUGUACAGUUACACGUAUAGAUGUAGCCUGGCUGCAAUUCACCUUUCCUGUAGCAUGGGUGAAAUCACUUAGAUGAACCAUGUUAGAGAUUUUGUACUGGGAAUGCAAUCAGGUUACUUUUUUUUACAUACCUUUCUUGUAAAAGUUUUCUCUCACAGCUUGACUUCAUAUACACCGAAUAUGAUAGAAAUAAAUUGAAAAAAAUUGAAAAAUUACACAA